GCCCCGGAAGAAAGCAGUUUGCUUUUACCACUUGGAAAGUGAUCAGCUCGUCAGAUUGCAACCGUAAAAGUGCAUGAUCAACUCUCAUAAAAAGAAACACAACUCUUGGAAUCCAAGGAUAGUACAGUGUUCGGACUGGCUGAGGAGGCAGACCUACAGACGGUAUCACAGACAUUGGACAGAUUUAAUCUUAUAGAUUUGAAUGGACAAGGAGACCAGAAAUACAUAGCCCAGCUAGUUAACCCGUGUGGAGACUCCGCGAUGCCUGUGAAGAAGAAGAGGAAGUCUUCAGGGUCAGAUGACCCGGGACUCAGGAAGUGUAAAAUCACCUGUUUCUGCAGACCCCAGGCUCCAGGCCGGUUGAUCAGCCCAGAUGACCAGUUCUCCAAUAAGAAAUGUCUGGCCUGGUUCUACGAGUACACAGGUCCAGAUGAGGUGUUGGGUCCAGAGGGGAUGGAGAAGUUCUGUGAAGACAUUGGAGUGGAACCAGAAAACAUUAUCAUGUUAGUUUUAGCAUGGAAACUAGAAGCGCCAAAUAUGGGAUUUUUCACUAAGGAGGAGUGGCUUAAGGGAAUGACUUUACUACAGUGUGACUGCAUAGAGAGGUUACAGGGGAAACUGGACUACCUGCGCAAUCAGCUCAACGACAUGAUCAUCUUUAAAAACAUCUACAGAUACGCCUUCGACUUUGCCAGGGAUAAGGACCAGAGGAGUCUGGACAUGGACACAGCUAAGUCCAUGCUAGCAUUGCUACUGGGGAGAACAUGGCCACUGUUCCCUGUCUUCAACCAGUUUCUGGAGCAGUCCAAGUACAAGGUGAUGAAUAAGGACCAGUGGUAUAACGUCUUAGAGUUCAGUCGUACAGUCAGCACAGACCUCAGUAACUAUGACGAGGAUGGAGCCUGGCCGGUGUUAUUGGAUGAGUUUGUGGAGUGGCAGAAAGCUCGGCUGGCAGCGUUAUAGCGGAGAGAAGAAAGAGGGAGCAGGAGGAAAACGAAAGAGAGAAGCACACAUGAAGAUGUUCUCCCUCCGUUUGAAAUAUACAGAAACGGCACAUAUACACCUUCCAUGGACUGUGCACACACACACACACACGCAUACGGUGUCAUGGAGCGCACACACACUUCCAGUGACGGCCUCUGUGCUUCGUGAGCCAACAGUGAAGUUCUCUCUCUCUGAAGAUACUUUUCCAGUGUUCAUUUAAACAAGUUCAACAAGAAGAAAACAAACAAAAAGCUAAACUAAAGAGGGAACUAUUUUUCAUAUAUAUUGCAUCUGUGGCCACAGUUGUCUAGCCAUUGUUAAGAUCGACUGGGGAAUUUAUCGGUUUCCUUGAACAUUUUUUUCCCUUCAUUUUUGAGUCUUACCUCGUUUAUAGUAUGUUUUCUGAACAAGAAUAAAGAAUGGAAUUGUACCAAA
Molecule: messenger RNA, 1419 nt
Organism: Coregonus clupeaformis (lake whitefish)
Lineage: Eukaryota; Metazoa; Chordata; Actinopteri; Salmoniformes; Salmonidae
Product: DCN1-like protein 5
Exons: 11
Coding region: 262-963 (233 amino acids)
Biological process (GO): protein neddylation; positive regulation of ubiquitin-protein transferase activity
Cellular component (GO): ubiquitin ligase complex
Molecular function (GO): ubiquitin conjugating enzyme binding; cullin family protein binding; ubiquitin-like protein binding
Source: RefSeq, a predicted model, not a curated record